AUGAAAAUCUUAUCGUGGAAUGUUGGGGGUAUGAAUGCCCCUAACAAGCAACGUAUCAUAAAACGCUGCUUAUCUGAAUCAAAACCAAACAUAAUUCUAAUCCAAGAAACUAAAAUGAACUCAUCCGAGAUAGACCUCUUUGAGAAGAAAUUGGGUUUUAGAAAACUGAAGCAUUCCCCAGCCCUUGGGGCUUUAGGAGGAUCGACAAUCAUCUGGGAUCCAAGAUUUUCCUCGUUUUCACCAUCAGAGAUAAAACAUAAUUGGAUAGGCGGAAAGAAUGAGAUAUGUAUUAUUGGAGGAGAUUUCAACACCAUCACUAAGGCAUUAGACAAAAGAGAAGGUAGUAACAAGCUACCUUCUGCGGCUUUGGACUUUAAUGAUUGGAUCAAUAGGAAUUCCCUGUUGGAAAUUCAGACAGCAGAGAACACCUUAACAUGGAACAACAGGAGGAAAGGCUUUAGCGAUAUUGCAGACAAGCUUGAUAGUUUUUUCAUCCAUGGGGGGCUUAAGGAGUUCAAUUAUACAAUGGAAGCGGAGAUCCUUCCUUUAUCCGGUUUUGACCAUUACCCACUCCAACUUAACAUUCUGAUAGAACAAGGUCCUCAAAAUUGCCCUUUCAAAUUCAAAAGCAUGUGGUUCAAGGAUGAUAACAUCAUCAACCUGAUUGAACAAUGGUGGAGUGAAUCAGUAUUCUCAGGCUCAAAGAUGUUUACUGUUACUAACAAAUUUAAGUUAAUCAAAAGGACGCUCCUGGAGUGGAAUAGGGAGCACUUUGGUAACAUCUUUGACAAGAAACUUUUAGUAGAAAUGGACCUCAAGGAUGUUAAUAAGGAAGUUUUGGAUCGGGGGAUGGACGAACCUCUCUUCCUUAAAGAAAAACUAUAA
This is a messenger RNA of Cryptomeria japonica (Japanese cedar), 885 nucleotides long. RefSeq lists its product as uncharacterized. The record is from RefSeq and is a predicted model, not a curated record. The transcript has 2 exons. Gene Ontology annotation, molecular function: catalytic activity. Bases 1 to 885 code for a protein of 294 amino acids. Lineage: Eukaryota; Viridiplantae; Streptophyta; Pinopsida; Cupressales; Cupressaceae.